This is a messenger RNA of Bombus terrestris (buff-tailed bumblebee), 805 nucleotides long. RefSeq lists its product as uncharacterized. The coding region runs from base 27 to 383 and encodes 118 amino acids. NCBI's taxonomy places the organism in Eukaryota, Metazoa, Arthropoda, Insecta, Hymenoptera, Apidae. The record is from RefSeq and is a predicted model, not a curated record. The transcript has 3 exons.
AUAUUGAUCGUAGCCGGCUGCUCAACAUGGCGCCGGGGGUGGCGUUCGCGAUCGGCCUGAUCCUCGUCGUCGGACAGCUGAAGGAAGGGCCGAGCACCCUUGCGAAGACCUUCACCUUCCCAGAAUAUCCGUACAAGGAGACUACCAAGAAUGAACUUCUCUUCAGGCAAUUCGAGCAGACUUGCGAGGAGAGUGGCGCUUGCAAGAUGCUACAACCAGAAAGGAGCGGUAUCGCUAAAACUAAAUGCAUUCGCGAAUGCGUGUCACCGUCCUGUUACAAAGAAAUCUACUUGUUCGAUCAGCUAGAGGAAGGCGAGAUCGACGUGAGAUUAAACUCUUUCAAGGGUUGCUUCAUGCAGCGCAACGGACGACCGAGAAAAUAACAAAAAGCUCGCAAGCGAAUAAAAGAUGCUGAAAGAAGAGGGCUGAGGCCGGCCUGAGCGACCUGCUAAUGGCGGCGAAUACAAAUUCUGAGCGACAGACGCACCGCACGAACCGCGUCCGACCAGUUGAAAAAAAUAAAACAGAAAGAAAUCACAAAAAAAAAAUAACAAUUUUGAAAAUAUAUUAUAUCCGGCCGGGGCAUUUAGAGCGAUGAGAGCAAUCAAGCUAUUUAGUGAACAUACAACAAUAACAGACAGAAUAAUACUAUAUUUCAGGAUCACGCUGAAGCGCACGCGUUAAAACCCGCGGACGAAUUAAAUUCGUCCUCGAUUGAUCUUUUUCUACUUUUUGUACGCACAUAUUAACACGUUACAAUGUUAUCGAGCAAUGUUGCACGGAUCAAAUAAACUGUUAAAGCAAA